GCUUGCUACGAUAAUUCAACAAGUAACUUAUGGGACCACGUCAAUGCCAAACAUCCCGAGCUUCCGGUGAACCAAGGAACUGUGACCAAUUUUGCUCGUGGCUCGACAUACACUCCCGAGAAGCUCCGUCUCUAUGAAGUCUUCUGGUGCUGCUCGUCCUCUCGACCGUUCUCAAUCGUCACCGAUGAAUGGCUUUUGAAGAUCUUCAGUAUGUUCCACCCUGGUUUCAAGGAUUGGUCUGAACAGACGAUCUCGCGUGAUACCCACGAGAUCUUUAAGAUCGGUCAGAAGAACAUCACAAAGGCUACUCCAGGCCGAAAGCACAUAGCAUUCGAUGGCUGGUCCUCCGCAAACGCACUCACAUUCAUCGGGCUCAAUCUCUACAUGAUCUAUAACGGCGAACUCUGCUCCAUCCUACUUGAUUACGUGCCC
Molecule: messenger RNA, 432 nt
Organism: Stereum hirsutum FP-91666 SS1
Lineage: Eukaryota; Fungi; Basidiomycota; Agaricomycetes; Russulales; Stereaceae
Exons: 2
Source: RefSeq, a predicted model, not a curated record